CAGUUAGGUCAGUUGAGUAAGAUACUUUACCGAGAGCGGACGUGAAUUUUGAAUCUUUAUCCGUUCGCUACACAUUUUUCUACACACACACACAAUUUCUAUCUUUAUAAAGAAAAGAAGCAAAACAAAAAAAUACUGAAUGUACACGGAUUUAUUUCAAUCUUUGGGUGUUUGAUUCUUUUUUAUUAUCAUUUUCUUAUAAUUUUAAUUGGCAAAUAAAAUCACAAAGUAAUAGUUUACGAGAACGCGGUAUUGUGCGAGAUUUUCAAAAUAAAUAAAACACGACAAACAUAUAAGAAGAAGAAGAAGUGUAUCUCCUAUCAUAGAGAUAGUAUCUCUAGCAAACAAAAAAUAUAUCAAAGUAUCUACGAGAUACAAUAAGAAAAUUUAUAAUUUUCUUAAAUGUUUUAUGUUUAAAUUUUCGCGACGACUGUGGAUAUUCAAAAAAUAAAGUUCUUAUGAUUUUUUUUCUCAAAUGAAAUUAAUUCUCUACGAUAAUUAAAGUGAAAAAGGAUUUACUACAUAAGAAAAGAAAAAUAAAGGAUAACCAACCUAUCAAAUUCAAAUCUUAUCUUCUAUUUGAAAAAAAAAAGAUACAAUUUUGUAACAAGUGAUUUUUCAAAUUUUGUGAAGUGAAGUUACAAGGGAAAAAAAAAAACGAGUUGAAUUUUAGUGAUAUAUCAAAAAGAAAUUCAAAAUUCAACUCUAAAUUUUAUACGAGUGAAAAUUAUACGAAAUUUUAAACCAAAAUAAUUAAAAAUCAUAUCAAAUUGGAUACCAUUUUAAAAUUUUAUCAAAGUGAUCAAAAAAGACAUCGCGGUUAUUUUUUUUGGAUACUUAAGAAAAAUCCUCAAAAAAAAAAAAUUCUACCUAAAUCGAAAUCUUCUUGGAAUGAUAAAUAUUUCAAAAUCAAAAGGAGCUCAAUUUUGAAACAUACAAAAAAUAAAACUAAGAUUUUUUUUUUGGAAAACAACCAAAAUAAGCAAGAAAUACAGACAUGAAAAUGUCCGGAUCCUAUGUGCCAACGAUGAUCUUUAAAGAUAUUCAAUAAAAGGAUAAUCAACUUUGGAAGCACUUAAAUCGAAAUUUCUUGCAUCUCAUCACAAGAAGCAGACAAAACAACCAAACAAAACAAAAAAAAACAAAAAUUCAAAAUGGCGACAUCAAGAUCAUUCACAUCAUCAUCAUCACUGCGAUCUUAUCUCUUUUCGGCGAUCUUUCUCCUCGGAGUUAUGAGCAUCUCAGCACUGGCCAACUGCCCAUCGGGAUGUCAGUGUGACGAUGACACAUUGGUUGUAACAUGCGGCGAAGGACAUUUGGAUGUCCUGCCGAUCGCGCUAAAUCCAUCAAUUCAAAGGCUAGUGAUCAAAAACAAUCGCAUCAAAACGAUCGACUCAUCGAUACAAUUUUACGCCGAACUAACUUUCCUGGAUUUGUCAUAUAAUCAUUUAGUGACAAUACCCCAAAGGACGUUCGCCUACCAGCGGAAGCUUCAAGAACUGCAUUUAAAUCACAAUAAGAUCGGUUCGAUAAGUAAUAAGACUUUUAUGGGACUGCAAUCGCUGACGGUGCUGAAUUUGCGCGGAAAUUUCCUGGCUGAAUUGGAGCAGGGAACGUUUUCGCCACUCAGCAAGCUCGAGGAACUCAAUUUGGGCCAGAAUCGAAUAAGUCACAUCGAUCCGAGCGCCUUCAAUGGCAUGGUUAAUCUCAGGGUGUUGUAUUUGGAUGAUAAUACUCUGACAACAGUACCAUCGGUGCAGACAUUCCAGUCGAUGCCAAGUUUGGCUGAGCUAUUUUUGGGAACGAAUUCGUUUAUGACCAUUCCAUCGGGAGCUUUUGAAGAUCUUAAAGGCUUGACUCGAUUGGACUUGAAGGGAGCCGGUCUACACAACAUAUCGCAUGACUCACUGAAGGGUCUCGAGGGGGUAAGGAUCCUGGAUCUGUCAGAUAAUCGUCUUCAGAGGAUACCAACUCUGGGACUAAGUCACUUGGAGAGGCUGGAAGAACUCUCAUUGGGACAGAAUGACUUUGAGGUUGUUAUGGAAGGAGCCUUUGUGGGUUUGAAGAACCUUCGACGACUUGAGAUCGCCGGAGCCUUGAGACUGAAGAGAGUUGACAAUGGGGCGUUUGCCACUAACACAAAUUUGGAAUUCCUAAAUCUUUCUUCGAACAAAAUGCUCUCUGAAGUGCAGGAAGGAGCUCUCAGUGGCCUGCCUCAUCUGCGACACGUUAUCUUGAAAGAAAAUGCUCUCACAACUCUUGCUGAAGGACUUUUCCCAUGGAGCGAUCUCCACACUCUAGAUCUCUCAGAUAACCCCAUGACCUGUGAUUGCCGAGUACUUUGGCUGAGGAACUUAUUAGUCUCAAAGAACGCAACAAACGAUGCUAUCGCUAACGUAUUAUGUGCAUAUCCCGACAGGCUGAAGGAAGAGAAUUUGAAGAAUCUCACACCAUCUUUACUUGGAUGCUCCCACAAUGACCCCCGAAAACAAGCGAUGAUUGGAGCUUUGUUGGUCGGUUCAGCUGCAACGAUAACAGCUCUGGCUUUGAUCCUCUACAGAUGUCGCCGGAAGAUCCGGGAAUUUCUCAAAGGUGGCUGGGGAAACUCUGCCCUUGGUCGAAAGGAGAGGGAAUACCAGAAAACUUUUUCCGAUGAAGACUACAUGUCCCGGCACCAGCAUCCCUGCAGCCUGGGCAUCCACUCACAAUUCCCACCGACAUCCACCUACAACCCACACCACCAACAAUUCGGCCUUAGGCCAAUUCCAGUUACGGAACUAUAGCUAGAAGUACCGCCCCCACCUCCCCGAGGUCGGGGUGCCUCGAACCAAACCUUGCAACAGCUCCAAGUACCAACAUCGACCGUCCUCAAUGGCAACGUACCAUCCCAUCCACCUCCACCAACAGCAGUCCAACAACAACAACAACCGAACGACAACUCCUCCUUCGUACAGCUUAGCCAAAUCCACCUAAUGACCAACAAUGCCAAGAACAAGCUGUCCGCAACCCUCCAGGACAACUGCAAUGGCACGAAUCAAAACCACUACAGCCAGCCCCUGCCAAUUGUUCACAACAACGGCAAGUCGGCCACCACAGAUCGGCACGUCAGACUCAAUCAGGAUCACUUCAAUCACAAUCACUACGGUAGCGGUAAACACCACACAAUCGAUCCGAAUUAUAUUCACAAUAAUUCGCAUUAUUCACUGCCAAUUGAUCACGACGCUCCACCACCGAGUCCAACGCCAACACCUCCACCACCGGCGUUGCCAAUGCGCAACGGAAGUAUUGGAAUGAUCCAUGGCAAUACGACGGGUCGGCGUUCGUUCAACAAUAAUAACAACAACAACAACAGCACCAACAUCAUGAACAACAACAACAGUUUGCGGCAUUAUCACUGAUGACAGGGGUGGAUGGCAUUUGAAUUCUACUCACCGACCAUCCGCUAAAACAAACAUCACCAACAACAACUGCAAUGACAGCUGUCAAUUUAUGAACAACAACAUCAUCAGCAACUACAAUUUAUCUGUCAAACUGUCAAAUGAACUGAAAACUACAAUUAUUGGUGCGAACAUUUGAAAAAUCUCUGUGGUGCCUCACAGAAAUAAAUAUUCAACUACCAUACACACUUUUGUCCAAAAACAAAUGACAAAAAGUUUUAUAUUCUUUUGUUUAUUUUCAAACAAAUUUAUUAAUAUAAUUAUAAUUUUUAAUUUUUUUCUGUAAAAUAUUGUAAAAAUUUGAUAUUAAAAAAAAAGAAAAACAGUAUAAGGAAAAAUCAUGGAAAAAAAAACAAAAACCAAAACAUUACAUAAGAAAAAUGUGUGUGUUUUUAAGACUUUAAGUGAGACUAUAUUUAUAGAUACACUUUUAUUAAAUAAGUAAAAAUUUUAUUAUUUUCUUCUUUUUGGUAAAAACAAAAACAAUUUGUAAAUAAAAAUAAUAUUAAUUGAAAACUGAAAAAAAUAUAAUACUAUUUAAAAGACACGAUAAUUCCAGUGAUGCUAAAUUUUAAGUUAAAUAAAACAAAAAAGAAUUAAAUAAAUUAAAGUAAAAUUUAAAUAAAACAAAAAAAAAUAAUUUUUAAUUCCCCAACUGUAAAUAUUGAAUGUAUUAUUUUAUUAUAUUUUAUUUUAUUUUUUAAUUGUGUACAAAAAACUAUUAAAUUAACAGAAAAAGAUUAGAAAAGAAGAAAACAAUUCGGACUGGCUAUUAUAUUAUUAUUAUUUUUUCUCACUAAAUUAAAUAAAUUAAAAUUUUAAAAAGAAAUCGGUAUUAUCUCAAAGUCGAUGUUAUUUUGUUGUUUAUUUAAUUUUUUAAUUUUAAUUUUCUGUCCUAUUUUUAUUCCUUAAUUAAAUAAAACAAACAAAUUAAAUAUGAAAGAGCUGAUAAACAAAUAGAUAGUCCAAAAAAAAAAGAAAACAAUUAAAGGAGAGUAUGUAUAAAUUUAUAAUGGAAGACGUUAAUCGAUGUAAAAUAAAAAGCAAAACAAACUGAAAAUUUGAUAAUUUAUUAAAUGUAAAAAUUAUAAAAAAAUACCUAA
Molecule: messenger RNA, 4540 nt
Organism: Eupeodes corollae
Lineage: Eukaryota; Metazoa; Arthropoda; Insecta; Diptera; Syrphidae
Product: insulin-like growth factor-binding protein complex acid labile subunit
Exons: 3
Coding region: 1155-2783 (542 amino acids)
Cellular component (GO): plasma membrane
Molecular function (GO): protein binding
Source: RefSeq, a predicted model, not a curated record